UUUGCAUAUGCUAUCAAGUUGGCAGGGCUGGCAUUCGGUCUUGCUUCGCCACAAAAAAAAAUUUUACACUAAAAUUUUGUAAAAUCAACGAAAACUUACAAGUGCAAGCAAUUUGUGAGGCUAUUGUACACACAAACCCAUAGCGAAACGUUGCCUGCAUUACGUUAACAACAACGGUACACAACUAUUAUUGCAAAGCGCAGCGUGUUCUCUGGUUUAUUGUUGGUGUGGUGUAAGCAAGCGGAGGAGAAACGAUCGAACUACAAAAUUUCUACUACGACGACCGCCAAAGGAAGCAGAGCACUCUCAACCCAUUCUACACCCCGCCCAAACGCCAACGAAGGUGGCAACGACAAUAACAACAUCAAGCAACGGCAUUGUGGCAACUUCCCCGCCCUCCAAGUAGUAAACAAAAGUCAAGCAACAAAAUAAACUAGCAAACAUGGAUGUGUUUCUAAUGAUCAGAAGGCAGAAAACAACCAUUUUUACGGAUGCCAAGGAAAACACAUCAGUUGUUGAACUGAAACGCAUGAUCGAAGGCAUCUUGAAAGUGCCACCAGGCGAUCAGCGAUUAUAUAAUCAGGACAAUGACAUCAUGGAGGAUGAGAAUACGCUGCAGGAUUACGGCGUUACGGUAUCCACGGCAAAGGCGCAAGCUCCAGCGCAAUUGGGUUUAAUGUGCAGGAAUGAAAUGGGUGAUUUUGAGACGCUUGAUAUCACACCAUACUCAGCACCGCCGGACUUACCAGAAGUGAUGAAGAACCAAGAGGCCUCAAAUGGACAAGAACAAGUCGCAUAAACAAAACUAUCAAAAGCGAAACAUUCAACAAACAAGAUCAACAGCAACAGCAAACAAUUCAAUCAAUCAAUCAACUGCUGCAUGCGAGAGAUAAAAAUUAAAAUGUUGAAAGAGUCAAAUUUUUACUAUCGUAACGCUCGCUUGUUUUUUCCCCUAAAAACAACAAAGUCAAAAACGCUGCAAAACAUGUUUCUACUCUGCCUGGUCAAAAAACAUCAACAAACAAACAUCAAACAACUACAAACACAAGAGAAACAUAAAAGCAAACAUCAUGAAAAGCUAACAAAAAAUAUCUAUGCAUUUUUUUUCGUUGAUUAUAUAGCAAGGAACAAUUUAAUUAAUUAACAUAAUGCAAACAAAUUUUUGUAAAUUGGAAUAGGAUUUAUCAUCUUCUCUCUAUUUUUGGUUGUUUAUUUUUUUAUUAUAAAAUUUCUACGAAUUUGUUUAAGUCAAAAAAAUGGAAAAGUUCUGUAUGGAAAAAAGUUACACUUCAAAAUAGCUUCUAAUAACAAACAAUAGCAAACAA
This is a messenger RNA of Drosophila sulfurigaster albostrigata, 1325 nucleotides long. RefSeq names its product elongin-B (gene EloB). Gene Ontology annotation, biological process: transcription elongation by RNA polymerase II. Gene Ontology annotation, cellular component: elongin complex; VCB complex. Gene Ontology annotation, molecular function: protein binding. The coding region runs from base 443 to 799 and encodes 118 amino acids. The transcript has 4 exons. Lineage: Eukaryota; Metazoa; Arthropoda; Insecta; Diptera; Drosophilidae. The record is from RefSeq and is a predicted model, not a curated record.